Symbiodinium sp. CCMP2592 is the source of this 291-nucleotide messenger RNA. Lineage: Eukaryota; Dinophyceae; Suessiales; Symbiodiniaceae. The record is from the annotation of a GenBank genome assembly.
AUGAAAGAGUCCCGCAUUUCAAUGCGCGGCUUUUCCUCGAGAACAAGGAGGAAAUUGGCAAAGUGGAUGAUGUCUUCGGACCCAUCAAUGCCUUUUACUUCUCCGUCAAGCUUGGGGCAACCUGGCCGCUUAACGCUCUGGACCUGUGCACAACUCCAAAGCUCCGGACCACCGCUAGUGAAAGCAGGACAGUCAAAACUGUGGCAGGGUUUCGCCGCAAUUCAGGACUGCAGCAUUAUAGGAAUAUAUGCUAUGUCGCUUAGUUUAUGCAUGGCACAACGGGCUACGUAG